This is a messenger RNA of Aethina tumida (small hive beetle), 4400 nucleotides long. RefSeq names its product potential E3 ubiquitin-protein ligase ariadne-2 (gene ari-2). The coding region runs from base 86 to 1594 and encodes 502 amino acids. Gene Ontology annotation, biological process: positive regulation of proteasomal ubiquitin-dependent protein catabolic process; protein polyubiquitination; ubiquitin-dependent protein catabolic process. Lineage: Eukaryota; Metazoa; Arthropoda; Insecta; Coleoptera; Nitidulidae. Gene Ontology annotation, cellular component: ubiquitin ligase complex; cytoplasm. The transcript is spliced from 5 exons. The record is from RefSeq and is a predicted model, not a curated record. Gene Ontology annotation, molecular function: ubiquitin protein ligase activity; ubiquitin conjugating enzyme binding; zinc ion binding.
UUGACGGUCGUAAACAGGUGAAAAUCCGAACACGGAUACGAACCCUGUCUUUGACCGCUUUGUUUACAAAAUUAUUUAGUCAUAUAUGGCAUGUUCUUCAAAUCAACCAAAUAAAAUGGAAGAGUCGGUGAGCUCACAAGGUGGCGAUUCGGAUAUGGAAUGUUCCGAUAAUGAGGGUUAUGACGAUUAUUAUUUUGGUUUAAAUGAUGACAGUGACAUUGAGCAGGUCGAUCCUUGUAAGCAAGAUCCUGAAUUUUUCGACUAUAGGUGCUUGUAUGAAGAACAAGUGGAGAGGUUACUAAAUGAGACUGUUGAACGGUUGAGUAACAAUUUGAAAAUUACCCCAUCUCUAGCCAAAGUUUUGUUAAAUAGUCAUUCAUGGAAUAUAAGUGAAAUUGAAUCAAAAUAUAGGGAAAAUUCAACAAACUUAUUAGUGUCUUCUCGAAUAGAACCAGCCAUAACACCAUCUAGUAUACACACAUCUAGAUAUAUUCAUUGUCCAGUGUGUGUGACACCACAGCCAAUAGAUAAGUUUUAUAGUUUAUCAUGUUCACAUCUUUUUUGCAAAGAGUGUUGGACCAUGCAUUUUGAAGUACAAAUUAAUCAGGGAAUUUCGACCACAAUCAGUUGCAUGGCAAGGGAUUGUGUUGUUCUCGCACCCGAAGACUUCGUCCUGAAGCACUUGAGUCGUCCAAACAUGCGUGAGAAGUAUCAACAGUUCACCUUCCAGGAUUACGUGAAAUCCCAUCCGGAACUAAGAUUUUGUCCCGGCCCCAACUGCCCGAUAGUGAUCCACAGCAAGGAGAUGAAAGCGAAACGUGCCACUUGCAGCCAGUGCAAGACCGUGUUCUGCUUCAGGUGCGGCAUGAACUACCACGCCCCCACCGAUUGUUCGAUAAUCAAGAAAUGGCUGACGAAAUGCGCAGACGACAGCGAAACCGCUAAUUAUAUCAGUGCCCAUACAAAAGACUGUCCAAAGUGCCACAUAUGCAUCGAAAAGAACGGAGGCUGCAACCAUAUGCAGUGCUAUAACUGCAAGCACGACUUCUGUUGGAUGUGUCUGGGGGAUUGGAAAUCUCACGGGUCCGAGUACUACGAAUGUUCUAGGUACAGGGAGAAUCCUAACAUAGCCCACGAAUCGGUACACGCCCAGGCGAGGGAAGCACUGAAAAAGUACCUCCACUACUACGAACGUUGGGAGAACCACUCGAAGUCACUUAAGCUGGAGGAGCAAACGUUGGAGAAGCUGCGCGAUAGGAUUAAUCAGAAAGUAAUGUCCGGCCUGGGUACUUGGAUCGAUUGGCAAUACUUAUUCACUGCGGCCGGUUUACUUGCAAAGUGCCGUUACACCUUACAAUAUACAUAUCCAUACGCUUAUUAUAUGGAUGCCGGACCCCGCAAGGAACUGUUCGAGUACCAACAGGCUCAGCUAGAGGCCGAAAUCGAAAAUCUCUCGUGGAAGAUCGAGAGGGCGGAGACAACCGACAGGGGCGACUUAGAAAACCAAAUGGAUAUUGCGGAGAAACGACGAACUACUCUCUUGAAAGACUUUCUGAAGAUUUGUAAGGAGGGAGGGAGGAAGCCAGGAAGAUAAGUAAAUUUUUAUUUCCUUUAAAUUUAAUAAUAUCUGUAUAAAUUCAUUGUUUUAAAGUGCCAUGUAUUAAUUUUAUUUUUGGUGCAUCUUAAAUUAUUUGACGUGUGUUAAUGGGAAAUAUUCAAUUCUUGUUUAUUAUUUGAUGGUAUGACGUGUUAUUUUUUAUUUUACAUUUCAUUCAUGUGAUUCUGUGUCAUUGUAUACCUCUGAUAUCAAUUUUUUUUCAGUUACAUAUCAUGUUGAUUCGUUUUAUUCAAGAAAUUACUUUCAUUAUUAAUUUUACAAGAAAAGAUGGUGUCUCCUUAGGAAAUAAUAUUAAAAUAUUUCAUAUAGGAGUUGAUUUAGAAGAUAGACAACUAUUAAUUCACACAAAGAAUAAAAAGAAAGAUAUGGUGUAAAACAAAUAUAUUUAAAUUUAAUAAUAAUUAUAAAUAUAUUUUUUAUUACCAUAUAUUAAGUAUAGUUUCGUUUUAUCUUUAUGUGACGUGUUAAUGGGAAAAAUUGAAUUGUUUAAUAUUUGAGAGUAUAACUUUCAGUUAACCAUCUUUAUUUUUUAUUUUACUUUUUAUUUACUUCUUUAUGUGACGCUAGAUAUCAAAUUUAUUCAGUAAUCUACCAAGUUGAUUUCAUUUUUUAUUAAUUUUAUAUUAAAUUUAUAUUAACCAGAAGCUGAGUCUCCUGAGAAAAUAAUUUUAUAAUCAAUUCAGUUACCCUACAGUAUUUUUGGACUUAAUUUGAUUAUCAGCAGGGCCUACGUCAAAGGUUAAAAAGGAAAUAUGUAGAUUAAAUCACACAAAUUUUAAAUAAUAAAUAAUAUUUAAUAGUUAUGGCCCAACUUUCUGGUUGGACAUAUACAAUAAAUUUUAUUCUAAUCUGUUUUAAUCUGUAUUUUAUCACUUUUUUAACCUUUGACAUAUCCCUUGGUGAUGACCUAAGAUCAAAAUAUAUAAUGUUAAAAAAUAAUAGAUAUAGGGAAGUGCCUUUUUUAACUAAAAAUCAACAGAUACCACAGCUAAUAUGGAUAAUAUAAUUUAAAAUGAGAUUUACUUUAAAAAUUAAAGAUUAUAUAUAUAUUAUCAUAUACAGGGUGAAUGUAAAAAUAAAUUUAAAUGAUUUUGAGAUAUUUUGGUCACAAAAAUUCAUGUAAAUUUCAUCCUGUUUGGCCGGAGUAGUUUACUCUUGGAAAUCUUUCACAUUUCUUUUACACAUAGGAAGCAAUGGAAAGGAUUCUUAUUUACAAAUCUAUGAUCAAUUACUAAACAAAAAUAAAAGAAACUUUAGUUUGUACGUGGAUUAACACUCACAGUUCUGUUCUACAGCGUUACUUUCACACAUACCUUUGUGAUGUGCGACAUUUGAACAAACGCAAAAUGAUUACAAUGUGGAAAUCUAUACUUUUACGAAUUUAACGAAGCACUAAAUACCAGCAUCAAUUCGACCGGACCAAUGAAUCUCGCCCUUCUAAAAUAAAAGGUGAGAUGGAUGAAUAAGGUUACGAAUUUACUUGUGCAGCACGUCGCUUUAUGAACAGCAAAAACGUUUUGAAAUGUCGUCUCCUAAUGCUUACAAUUAAAUUGUACGUUUUUUCAAACUUUUUUACAUGUUACAAGAGUCUAAAUGUUCCGUAAUACGAUAAUAUCAGGACGUAUUUUUGUCCUAAUUUAGCGCAGUUGUGGUGCGUGUAAUCCAGCAAUUUUAUAUACACCAGUCGAUGUUUUUUUGAUGUAUUUUGAGGACCUAAACACGAUUUUAACAUGGGGAACUUACAGUAAGUUUCUUAUGUUAUACGCAGUUAAUUUAAGGGGUCAGAUAUGUAAAAUGCUAGGCGAUUGGUUUUCACAUUAUUUGAUACUAGUCAGGAAUACAAACAGUUCAAACAAACAUUCUAAACUCUCUAAAUGUAAUAAUUAAUGUUAAAUCAUUGCCAUAUGUAAAUGUACCGAGUGGAUUUAUAAAUAUUCCCGAAUAUUUAUACUUUUUAUAUGUAAAUAUAUUAACGAAUGGUGAGGCAAGACGGAACUUUUAACAUUUUUUAAUGAAUAAUGCAAAUAAAUGACGUUUAUGUUUAAUUAUUUUGACGACACCAUUGUAACACCAAAAAUAACUACGUCAAAAUGAUUAGAAAUAAAUAUUUUAAAUCUGCCGAGAGAGAUAAUAAAAUGGUAUAGUCCACUCAGUAUAAUAAAUGCCUCACUAAACUUAGGUGAAACUUGUAAAUAUAGUUUAUGACUAUUUCAACAAAAAAAGCAUUUGGUAAUUUUUGCACCGACGUUCCAAGAUUAUGAAGCAGAUUUUGUGAAAUAUACUUAGGAUUUCAAACUUUUUUACUAAUUGUAUUGUGCUUGAGCAAAUUUUGGUGUUUUAAGAUGUGGAUAAAUUUUAUUUAGAUUAAUAAUUGCACAACAAUAUUUUUAUAUUUGUUGGUGUGUUAAUAUUUUUUGAACGAAAAUCAAAUCGGAACUUUUCAGUGAAUGAAUAACUCUACGUAAGUUUUGAACUUUUUGCAUUAGGGCAUUCCAAUCUCGCACUCAAACUAAUUUUGGUGCACUAUGAUUUCUAAAAACUUAAAUAGAUGUCUACGAAUGAAAAUAGAUAAGCCAUUCGCUUCUAUGAAACCGGUGACAUGUUUAACCCAGUUUUUAUUGUAUUUGUACCUAUAAUUCGGAGUAAUAAAUGACUUUGUUUGUAUAUAUUGGCAAUAUUUUCCAGAUUUAGGCACACCUAUUAAUUAAAAAUUAUUUAUUUAUUUGACUUAUUUUAAAAACAGUUGUAUAUAUUUAAAAAUAAAAGUUGUAUUCUACACAAA